Miscanthus lutarioriparius is the source of this 234-nucleotide messenger RNA. NCBI's taxonomy places the organism in Eukaryota, Viridiplantae, Streptophyta, Magnoliopsida, Poales, Poaceae. The record is from the annotation of a GenBank genome assembly.
AUGAGCAUGGACUACAUCUAUGACUACAUGCUGCACCUGCUCACCGAGUAUGCCAAGCUGCUCCGGUACAAGCCUACCAUACCGGAGAACGCCGUGGAAAUCUGCACAGAAUCCAUGGCCUGCCCCGCACAGGGCCUGCACCGGGACUGCAUGAUGGACUCCAUGGAGAGGAACGUCGCAGGCUUCGACCCAUGCACACUGCCGCCACCAUCACCGCUGAGGAGGCCAAGGUAA